ACCACAAGAUUAAUGCAUAGUGUUCAGAAAUGUAAAUGCCAAACGAAUAACCACAGUGUACAGAGAGGAACAAAUACAGAGUGUUACUGAAGCUAAUGCAAGCACACAGGAUAAAAGAGAGGCACAGUACAAUGGUUGAGUGGAUAGAGAAGAAAGGGAGGGCUUGUGAUGGUCUGAAGAAAAAGGGGCACAUUGAUGGAAAAUGGGAGGUAUAAAAGUGGAGGAGGAGAAAAGAAGGAUCCUGCAGAAGAAACACUGGCUGUUGUGUUUGGUGUCUGCAGAGUUUGUUGGAAAACAGCUUUGGCAAGGACUUAAAAUACUUAAAAUUAAUAGAUGAUCUGGAACAUCUAACAAUAAAAUGCCACUUACACAUAAUAUCAGUCCAUCAUCCAAACACUUCUCUCUUCAGCGCAAAGGGUUAAAGGGAACUACUUUUGCAACGUGACUUGAAAAGACAGUCAGUCCAUCCAAUGGCAAGCAAAGGCUUGUAGAAGGGGUUUCUAGACACUGGAAUUUACAAUUGCUCUGCAUUGGAUCUUCAUCUGUGAUUCAACAGUGCUGAAGACCUGAUCAUUGUGUGACUUUGUAUCUGCCAGGACUGGGACAAUCAGUCAUUUUUGUUACAUUAUCACAGAGGAGGAUUAUUUCAGGACCUGGAACCUUCAUAAUAUACUGCAGCAUUUUCAUCAGCAAAUAUGUCUCAUUCAGAUUCAGACGAGUCUGAUACCCCUCAAAACAGAUUCAGUCUAGAGGUCCACGAUAAAGACACACUUGCUGCCUUUAGUAAAGGAGAAAAGAACCAAGAUGGAAAAAAGGAUAAGAAGCCUCCCAUGGAGUCAGCCCUUCAGAAAGAAAGUGACAGGUUUCCAGCUGAAAUUGGAUUUAACCUGGAUUUUUUAACCGAAGUUCAAGGCAAUGGAAACAACCCCCCUGACAUUGACCCUGCCGAUGUAUACACAAGAGACAGACUUUUUGAUGCUGCAGCUACAGGGAAUACAGAGGAUUUAUCUGGACUUAAAGAUUAUCUUCAAAAAACAAUGAAGCGUCUAACCAACACAGAGUUCAAAGAUCCUGACACAGGCAAGACAUGUUUGCUAAAGGCUAUGUGGAAUUUGAAUAAAGGAACAAAUGCGGCUAUCCCAAUAUUGCUGGAAACAGCAGAAGAAACAAAUAAUUUAGAAGAGUUUGUCAAUGCAGCAUACACCAAUGAUUAUUAUCGUGGACAGACUGCUCUUCACAUAGCCAUAGAGAAAAGAAACUUAAAUCUAGUUCAACUACUCAUGAGGAACAAAGCUGAUGUCCAUGCCAAAGCUGAAGGAGAGUUUUUCCAGAAGAAGGAGAAGGGUGUCAGCUUUUACUUUGGAGAGCUCCCACUUUCAUUGGCCGCCUGUACCAAUCAACCUGAAAUAGUCAAUUAUCUUCUGGAUAACCCAUACAGAAAGGCUGAUCUUGCUGCCAGAGAUAGCCAUGGUAACACUGUCUUGCACGCAUUGGUCUGGGUGGCGGAUAACACUAAAGAAAACACAGAGACAGUCACUAAGAUGUAUGAUAACAUCUUGAAGAAAUCCAUGACAAUCAACCCAACACUGAAACUGGAACAACUAACGAACUGGGAAGGCCUAACACCAUUGAAGCUGGCUGCAAAGACUGGUAAAAUUGAGUUGUUCAAACACAUCCUUCAUAGAGAAGCUACCAGCCCCGAGUAUAGAUUUCUUUCUAGAAAAUUCACAGAAUGGACCUAUGGCCCAGUGCACACUUCUCUGUAUGACUUGUCAGAUGUGGAUACACAUGAACCUGAUUCAGUUUUGGAAACAAUUGUAUUUAAAAGCAAUGCAAAUAAUCGACAUAAAAUGAUACUCCUGGAACCAAUAAAUCAUUUGCUUGAAAAUAAAUGGGACACAUUUGCUAGCAAAAUAUUUUAUCUGAAGACCUUAUUCUACUUUGCUUACAUGAUUAUAUUCACAGUGACGGCUUAUAAUAGACCCCUUACUGGACAGCCACCAUUCCCACUGGAAGGGACACCAAAGGACACAUUUCGUGUGAUUGGGGAAAUUAUAAUCAUGCUUGGUGGAGUCUACAUCCUAAUAUGCCAGAUUAUUUACUUCUGGAAGCGACGCCCCUCGCUACAGAUCAUUAUGAUGGAUGGUUAUUUUGAAUUUCUUUUUUUUCUUCAGGCUGUUAUACUGCUGUGCAGUGGCAUCAUGUAUCUUGCGGGGAAUGAGGCAUAUGUGACCCUGCUGGUUUUUGCCCUGGUCAUUGGAUGGGUGAAUAUUUUAUAUUACACUCGUGGCUUCCAGAUGACUGGGAUAUACAGUGUGAUGAUACAGAAGACCAUACUAAGAGACAUGAUUCGCUUUGUGUUUGUGUACCUAGUCUUCCUUUUUGGCUUUGCAGCAGCUCUGGUAACCCUUGCUGGGGAAUCUCCUCAAGAAACCGGAAACGGCACUGAAGCCGAAAAAAAAGAAGGUGUAUCUUAUGAUGGGCUAUAUAUCGCCUCUUUGGAGCUCUUCAAGUUCACAAUUGGCAUGGGGGACCUGGAAUUUAAUGAGAACCUAAAAUUCAAGCACUUCUUCAUGUUCCUCCUCAUUCUGUAUGUGGUUCUUACCUACAUCCUUCUUCUGAAUAUGCUCAUUGCCUUAAUGAGUGAGACAGUCAACAAGGUUUCCAAUGAGAGCAAGAGCAUAUGGAAGCUGCAGAGAGCAGCCACCAUCUUGGACAUAGAGAGGUUCUUGCCCCAGUCCCUAAGGAAGAAGUGGAAAUCUGGACUUUGGCUUACUGUGGGUAAAACCCCUGAAGGAAAGCCUGAUAAGAGAUGGUUCUUCAGAGUAGAGGAAAUGCUUUGGGAAUCCAUGGAUAAAAUUCCAUCAAAUCUUAAUGAGGAACCUGGAGAUACUGAAAAAGCAAAAGUAAACUCAGUUUACAAACGCCCUAAAGGAUGGAGUCACUGGGUUACUAAAGCUCAGGAAAAAGCAAGAGAAGAGGAAGAAGUACCCUUAAGUUCUGGGGCCACAAGUCCUACAGAUGUUGAGAAAGGAUAUAACAAGAUGAGCUAAAAAAAAAAAGCUCGAAUUUCAUCUCUUAGUCUGCAUUUGCCAAAAUGACAUGUAUUUGGAGCCAGCAUCUCAUCACAAAAAAUCCUUCAUAUUCAGUGACUAUAUAAAUGUAAAUGUUUGUGUAAUCAAACCAUAGAAAGCAAAUUAUUUCUUAUUAUGAUUACAUUACAUCUGCGUUAGCAUGUUUACCAGUAUGACUAUUUUUAAGCAUUUAAAAAAGUAGAGAACAAAAUAUCAAUAACGUCGAGUGUUCCAAGCUUCCCUAAA
Molecule: messenger RNA, 3320 nt
Organism: Spea bombifrons (plains spadefoot toad)
Lineage: Eukaryota; Metazoa; Chordata; Amphibia; Anura; Pelobatidae
Product: transient receptor potential cation channel subfamily V member 1-like
Exons: 16
Coding region: 696-3053 (785 amino acids)
Biological process (GO): calcium ion import across plasma membrane
Cellular component (GO): membrane
Molecular function (GO): calcium channel activity; protein binding
Source: RefSeq, a predicted model, not a curated record